This is a messenger RNA of Moneuplotes crassus, 947 nucleotides long. Lineage: Eukaryota; Ciliophora; Spirotrichea; Euplotida; Euplotidae. The record is from the annotation of a GenBank genome assembly.
UUUCAUAAAACUUCUUUAGAUCAAAAAGUAUGAAUACAGCGGUUUUGGAGAGUAUUACAGAUACCCAGAAGGAGCAGAUUUUUGACCCCUUGUUUAAGGAAGUCCAUGAUAAAACUAUCAUUGGGUAUUUAGUCACCCUGAUUAGAGAGGAGGGAGGUCCAGUGCAUGAAACUAUUCUUUUCAAUAAAACAGUCCAGAACUUCAGUAACUUAAGGAAACUCUCGGGAGGAAGCUACACGGGAGAACCAGUCUCAGCUGCAAGAGCAGCACUUGCUUCAGCAGAAAUAUUUAAGGUAAGUUUUAAUACUAUAGAUGACAUACAAUAAUAAGAGGCUAAUGAAAAUGGCAAAGAAGAAUUUAGAAAGCGGACUUGGCCAAAGGAUGAAUGAGAUUGAAGCUUUAUUGGACCCAGAUAAUACUAAGAGAACUCUUGAUAUCUCCCCAAAAGUUAUUGAUCAGUAUUCACAGAUGAGUCAGAAAUUGGAGCUUAUGACAUGUCAACCGAACUAGAAGGGAUGCUAAAUCUAUACCAUUUUUUCAGACCGAUGAUUUAUGGGCAUUCGAAGAUUACAAACUAUGUCUUUGAAGUCACAACCAAGAUAGGUGCAGUAAAGAUGAUUGACAAAGCUCUAAUGGAUAUUAUAUGUUCGGUUGAUAAUCUACAGCAAUCAAAGCAAGACGUGAACAAUCUACCACCUCAGAUGGUAAAAAAGGAAGAGGAACAAAGAAUUCCUUUGGGUAACCUUACAAACAUAGUCAAGAAUGAAAAUGCAAGUGAUUUAUUAGUCAACCAAUAUAUGUCAACUGCCUUUGGAGGCUCACCAGUAAAACAGGAGGAAAAUAUCUGAGUGAAUUUAGAAAAAUCUUGUGAAGACUGGAAAGAUGAUGAUAGUGUGUGAAGCACAGAGGAGUUUCCAACCCAGUCCAGAAAAGAGAUAAAAUUUUAG